Sinocyclocheilus anshuiensis is the source of this 926-nucleotide messenger RNA. RefSeq names its product G-protein coupled receptor 55-like. NCBI's taxonomy places the organism in Eukaryota, Metazoa, Chordata, Actinopteri, Cypriniformes, Cyprinidae. Gene Ontology annotation, biological process: positive regulation of Rho protein signal transduction; phospholipase C-activating G protein-coupled receptor signaling pathway. Gene Ontology annotation, cellular component: plasma membrane. The coding region runs from base 39 to 926 and encodes 295 amino acids. The record is from RefSeq and is a predicted model, not a curated record. The transcript is spliced from 2 exons. Gene Ontology annotation, molecular function: G protein-coupled receptor activity.
CUCACGGGCUUUUUUGAGAGAAGAACAAGCUAUAAAUCAUGGUUGAAUAUAACUGCAGGCCAAUGUUGAACCACACAGACAAAGUGCUCAGUUACUUUGAACGUGUGGCCUACACACCUGUCUUCAUAGUGGGCCUUUUCUUCAACGUCACGGCUCUGUGUAUCUUCUGCCGCCUCAAGCGCUGGACAGACACGCACAUCUACAUGUUCAAUCUACUGGUGGCCGAUUUCCUAGCCAUUAUUUUCCUACCUUUCAGGAUACUGGAAGCCUUUUGCCCCAUUAAGCCCAGCGAACUGUGUACAUUCUUACUGUGCACCCAAUACUCCAACAUGUACAGCAGCAUCUUCACCAUUACAGCCAUCAGCAUUCACCGAUUUAUAGCCGUCAGGUUUCCAUUUCUGACCAAAGCACUGGCCUCCAAAAGUAAGAUGAUCGCCACUUCAACGUGCAUCUUCAUCUGGACGAUCAUAGUGGUCAUCUGUGCUUGUAACUAUGAAGACCUUAACCCAGACAAAUUACAGAACUGCUAUGACCGGAAACUGACAAAAAAGCUCAAACAACACUUUUUCUUGCUUUUACAGAUUUUAGGUUAUCUUAUUCCAGUGCUCAUCGUCAUACUUUGCUCCACACAAGCCAUCUAUAUCCUGAUCAGAUCCCUUAAGCAUGUCCAAGGCAGGGAAAAAGUGGAAAGGAAAAACAUUGCAGCUAUCAUCAACGCGAACAUGUUCACAUUCAUAGUUUGCUUUACACCCGUUCAUAUUGGUCUUUUGUUGCAAUAUGUAGUAUCAGAUGAUUCAGGUAAAGACUUUGUGCACGUGUUUCUUGAUGUGGCCGAGUGGAUAGCUACUACCAACUGCUGUCUGGAUUCGAUUGGCUAUUACUUUCUGCUGAAAAGAGUUAAUAAAAGGGACAAUCGUUCAUACUGA